AUGCUCAAAGUUAUUUUAACAUUCGUGGUGCUAUUGGCGCUCAGCAGCGCAGCCAGCCUCGAUUCGGACGAGGACUCCACAACUAUUGUUCCGGACACCUGUUUAAAUGAAGACGAAUUAUGGGCCACUGACAAUUUGCAUGCAUAUUAUUUCUGCUGGGACGGAGUGCCGAUACUUACGGAGUGCAAUGAGGGAUAUUAUUUUGUGCGCAAUGCCACCGACUCGGGCUGCAUACCCGCGAAGCUAAUGAAUCCAAACUGUGUCAACUUAGACAUAACUGUGGGCCCCUGCACGGGAAUCAAUCUGCUGCAGCCUCAGACAAGCCAAAAUCUAAACAACUUCUGGCUGUGCACCGAAGAGGGUGCCGAUCCUGUGGAGCUGACCUGUGUUGACGACCUGGUGUUCGUCAAGCAGGAUGGAUACCUGGGCUGCUUCGAUUGGCAGACAUUCCGCUCUGUGCGCGGCUGCAAUUAA
Drosophila hydei is the source of this 474-nucleotide messenger RNA. RefSeq lists its product as uncharacterized. Gene Ontology annotation, cellular component: extracellular region. The coding region runs from base 1 to 474 and encodes 157 amino acids. Lineage: Eukaryota; Metazoa; Arthropoda; Insecta; Diptera; Drosophilidae. The record is from RefSeq and is a predicted model, not a curated record. The transcript is spliced from 2 exons. Gene Ontology annotation, molecular function: chitin binding.